AUGCGGUCGGAGUCAAUACCUGUGCAAACAGUGUGGAGAACACUCUAUAUUAUUCAUUUACAACAUUUUAAAUCAUAUUCAAUUGACACGACAUAUCACAACAGUUUGGCUGACGAUGAAGUUAUUGGUAUUCAUGUGGAGGGCUAUAGAUCUUCACUUUGGUUAUAUGUCGCCAGAAAAGAUGAAUUAGUCGUUUGGAGCCAUAAGUGCCAUAAGAGAAAUACCAAUAACAAAGUCAAUAGAGAAUCGCAAGAAAAGAUGGUUAGAUCCGACUCUAAUGAAAGCACACUUUCUGAAAGACAUUUCAGACGUCACUACGAGUCAGUAACUCAUCGGAUGAUACACAGGAGGGCAUCAAUUGAAAUGUAUAGAAAAGCUAUCAAUAAUACUUUUGAAAUAGAAAAGGAGAUUAUAAUUAACAGAAGUAACAGUGAAUUUGGUUUCAAAAUACACGGCAGUCGACCCGUUGUUGUCUCAGCUAUUGAAAAGAACACACCCGCCGAAACAUGUGGUCUAGACGUUGGAGAUAUUGUGGUUACAAUUAACGGAUAUAAUGUAUUGGAGUCAUCGCAUUCAGAUGUUGUAAAGUUGGCCCAUUCGGGCACUAAUACUCUCAAAUUAGAAGUGGUUUCCACCAGAAGUGCUCUCAAUUGUGAAGAAAAUGAUGUCAACAAUCAUGAGAUUGUUAUGAGUGGUUAUUUAAUACGUUUUAAUAAUGACUCUAAAACUUCAAAAACUUAUAGAAACAGAUGGUUUGUACUCAAGACUGAUAACUGUCUUUAUUGGUAUAAAUCAGCCAAAGAAAUGGAUCCGUUGGGAGUAAUUAGUCUUCACGGCUAUACUGCUGGUGAGGAACAGGAGUUGACUGGAGAACAUCCCUUUGGCUUCCGAUUAGUUAAACUACGCUCUGGUGUCAAAUAUUUUGCUUCUAAAGACAGCAAUACUGUAAACCAAUGGGUAUUAGCCAUCAAUCAAAGGGCUGAUAUAUUACACAAAUGUGAUCCAUAUAUUGGCUUAACUAUAAAAAAUACAUCGAGAAGUGCCACAAGUUUGACACCUAAUGACUGCAGCGGGUAUUUGGCUAUAUUUAGUCAAAGAAGAAAAUGUUGGAGAAAUCGGUAUUUUGUGCUAAAAGACGCCGCGCUUUACAUUUAUUUUGGAGUCGACGCCAAGUCAUCACUCGGCGUAUUCUUACUCCACGGUUAUAAAGUUCAGAGCUGUGUAUUAAUCGGAAAGAAGAAUACGUUUGAAGCGAUUCCUUCUGAAAGUAAAUUCAGACACUUAUGGCUUAUGGCUGAGUCAGACAUCGAUAAGAAAAGAUGGCUAUCAGCACUCGAGUACUCAAUUGAUCGUUGGAUUAAAUUAUGA
Messenger RNA from Oppia nitens, 1368 nucleotides. RefSeq lists its product as uncharacterized. Gene Ontology annotation, molecular function: protein binding. The record is from RefSeq and is a predicted model, not a curated record. Lineage: Eukaryota; Metazoa; Arthropoda; Arachnida; Sarcoptiformes; Oppiidae. The coding region runs from base 1 to 1368 and encodes 455 amino acids. The transcript has 8 exons.